Amoebophrya sp. A25 is the source of this 4567-nucleotide messenger RNA. NCBI's taxonomy places the organism in Eukaryota, Dinophyceae, Syndiniales, Amoebophryaceae. The record is from the annotation of a GenBank genome assembly.
AGCGAAUUGAAAAUAGCCCAGGUGAGAAGCGGUCGCACUUCAUAGGUUGCCUAGUCCUACGCACCCAAAGCCACCACCUUGUUUUCUAGAUCUAUUUUCAUCGACAUUACUCCAUCGAGUAACAAUUGUUUCAUUCCUUGUCAACGGCCACAUUUAUUAUUGAUUGACUUUUUUUCUACUACUCGUUAAUAUUCCAUUAUUCGUCUUUUUAAUUGACGUCACCAGUUUGCUCCACCCAGUCGCAUCACCAAGACAAAAGAAAAUGUCAUCUUCGUUCCAACCAGCGAGUCGUACUUUUCCUUCAUCUGGAGUCACUGCAACUAGUCCGGGAAUAAUGGCUAGUAAUACAGGAGCAACCUCCAAUGGUACAGCCGGGAUGGCUCCCACAGCUGCGAGUCCGAAUGCAGCCGUCACACCAACCGGAGCCACAUCCUCCACGACACCAGCGCAAAUGACUUCACCCGUUGCGGCACAUAGUCCAUCUUCGAGUUCGACUGGGCCUCGUCCUGAAGCCCCAACAAACGAGAUAAAAAUCGGAAAAUCGGAGACGCUGCGACCAGUAUUUCUCCGACAGAUCAUGCGGCAGUUGAUAGCUAUGAUGCUUUUAGACAACUAGUUAGUUGUUGAGAGUGUUUUCCUUAGUUUUGCUAGAGGUAAACAAGAUUUAUGCACUAGUAUUCUUACUCUAUGAAUAUGAUCAGAGGGAGUCUACUCAUGUGAAAACUCAAGCAUUAGUAAGAAUGCCAAAGACCCCAAACCCUAUGCCAGAGCCAAAGUUCGAACACAGAAACCCUUGUAUGUAAACUUCUUUGUUCUCCCCCUGCUCCCUUCAUACCAAAAGGCGAGGAAAUAGUCCGAAUUAGCGGUCUAGCCACGGCUAUCCAGGAGACUGUGAUCAUUCAUCAGCUGUUAUCGAAUAUGAUAGAAACGCACAGCAUCGAGACGCACUUCUUAGGGACGCACAGAUCGAAAAAAGACGAGCAUCCGCAACUGCGGAUUGCAUUCAGUACUAAAAAUAGUUUUUGAUCAUGCAGCUUAUAAGCUUAUUCAGUAUCUAUCAAUACGUUUACGCAGUUAUUUACGUAAAUAAUUGCGUAAACGUACUGAUAGAUACAUACUGAAUUGAUUAAGCAAUUUCGUUAGAUCAGUGCCUUACACUCUUUGGCUUUAAAGUUAUUUACGUAGAGGCUUUUCUAGAAGAUGGCUAUUGUUCCGUGCUGUCGUUCAAGUAACAUGCAGCGCAGCACCAACGGACGAGGUAAGUAGAUUUGUUCGCAUUUUAGUGUUCCUCAGUCAACAAGGACUUAUACAAAUUCGUGAAUAGACUAUGCAGAAGUCGACUAGGUGGAACAAGUCCGUACGCAUAAUUGAUUCCGUGAGAUGAUGAUCCAACUGAGUUUAUUGCACCACGUUCUCGUGCUAAUCCCAGUGUCGGAGACUGGAUCUAUGGUCGGAUCAAUCCAUGUUUCCGUGCAACUCGAACGUGACUUCACGUGAUUAGAAUUUGGCAGUAAGGAUCACGGUCUCCAUGACGUUGAUACUCAAUUGUAACAACAAGCGCAGCGCAGCGUUUGAAAUUGUAGCUUAUGACAUCGGUGGUGGCUACGCAACUAACCCAUACAGGAGAGCAAGUCGUUCCUGUCUAAUUGUUUAGAUUGUUGAGGAAUUUUCAUGUCCAAGAUGAGUAUAACUUUUGCAGUGGUGCCUCUACGAUUUUAUUCUAAAAAAGUAACAUAAUCCCCAACAUCUGUUCCUCAAAAUUGUUCAUUUUCGUACAAAGCUCCCUAUAGCCGACAUCAUCAAGAAGAUGUCAUCGUCUCUUCCUACUUCGUCCUGUUGUGGAAUGUUGAAAAGAACGAGUUCUCCAGGCCCAGGUGCGGCCAGUGGUUCAUCGCCAGGCACUAAGAAGGCACACCUGGUGAGCACAACAGCUGACAAUAAAGAUGGAGUAACAACCACAACAUCUCCACCUUCAGGUCGAACCGAACGCUUGAAGAUCCCGCUUUUGUUACGUCCUGAUAACGUCAUUUUCAUGGAGAAACCAAAAGCGUUCACACCCAUUUACGACGAAUUCCGACAUGAGUCAGCCAACGGCAGCAUCAAGUCACCACCAAGUUCACCUUCACGAGGCGGCAACGGCGACAAAGGAGGCUGCAAGAAGAAAAAACAAGAAUUCGAGCAGCAUUUCGGGUCAAUGAAUGCAGGUUCGGAUCAGCUCUUUGUUGGGGGAUCAGCCAUAAACGCCGCAUUUCGUCGUGCGCUUUCGGCUGCAGGCUUCAAUUGUGACGCUUUUAAAGCGGUGCAUGAAGAGUUGUGGGAAAAAGCGAGCCAAAAUUGUGAUCGGUAAGCAUAAUGUUCACUUCUUGGGUCCUCGAGAAAGAGAAUCCCACAACUCAUUCACAUCUAGCACUUUUUAGUAUGAAGGAUGGAGUACUUUUUAGUAUGAAGGGUGGAACUCGUAGAACACAGAAGAGAUUCAGGGAAGUCGUAGUUCCAAUCCGAACCGACUAACAUCGUCAUCAGUAGGAAGGAUGGAAUCAUGUAAGUCUAAGCAGUUAACAUCCCUAUCCAACAUCGCUUACUAGACUCUCUACGAUUCUCAUUGUUACGAUUUCAAAUUUAGGACAACAUUUACGACUUCUUCUUGCCACAAACAACAGGGUCGUCACUGCAGACGAGGCGCAACGGAAACGGCUAGGUGUGAACUAUCUCUCAUGUCGAGCUUCGCUGUCUGAUGUGACAACUUGUGCGUGCUUCAUACACAUUUUCCCAGUAGGAAAACGACCAAUGGGAUCUAAUCAAAACGCAGCUAUGCUGUAUCUGAUUGGACCACGAGGUACUACUUGUAGGAGUUAUUAUUGAACAAAUAAUACAACAGGCGGGAUGAUCAUCUGAAAAAUUUUCGUACAAGCUGUAGAAUACAUGCAAGAUCGAUUUCAAAAGACGCAACGAUUUGCUACAAGUUGUAUUCUAGUGCGCAUUCGUAAACUUAUUCUAGGUUCCGACUGCGCUUCUGCCGCAGACUUUGUUUCAAAACUCCGACUCUGCGGAAAGAAUGCUGUCGUCAGUGUCAACCAGUACAACCUGAAGCAGCAGAACAACUACACCGAAGAGCUUCCACGAAUUGACCGUGUGCGGGUUUGCCUUGUGUCAGGAGGCAUCUACAAGCAUCCAGACGUAUCCAAGCACGAGAUAGCGGAAGCAAUCAUGCAGGGACUGUUUUUUAUGGAGUAAGAUGAAGUACUAGAGUCUUCAUGAUCACUAGAACAUACUUUCAUUUUUUACUAAGCAAAGGUAUAGUAUUCGUCAUUUCGAUCAUAUUGAUAUAUUGUCACUCUUGUUUACGACGUGGUCUUGGUCACAAGAAAGAGUACUAGUAGCACCCUUUAAACGUAGUAGUAGCACCCUUUAAACACAAGAAAGAGUAGUAGUAGUAGCACCCUUCUAAUCCCUUAAACCCAAGUGCUCAGUACGAACAUAGUCCGCAAUGGGAAUUUGCCUACGAUGAAGACGUCUUUCGUGAAGCCUUUGCAACGAUGUGGACGGAAAAAAGCCUCUUAAAGCAUGUCCGUUCGGCGAAGGAAGGAGACAUGAGCGUGUUGCUGAGUCAAGAAGAUUACUACACCCACAUCGACGAGGAACAUAAUCAUGCGUCUGACGCUUUUGAUGUUAUGACUUGGUUCUUGUUGGUAAAACUGUUUAGCGGAAGAACAAGAAUACAUGGGAAAUGAACAAUUUUUGAGAACAAUUGAGCCGUCGUUCGUUUAAGUCGUUCAUUUAAAUUUCUCAGUGUUGAGUAAUUUUUGUCUGGGUGUUGUACGUGCUGCCUUCAUCGGAAGGCUUCCUCCUAUUCAAUAUAAUAUAUGAACCGACCACCCGCACCCCUCUUUCCCGCUUUUUUCCUUCCUCCCUUCACACCUCUUGACGAGCACCCUGCACAUGGAGCAAGAGAGGACGAGCGACACGAUGCCAGCAAUAAUCUCGUCGAGAUCUCAGAAGCUGAAAUUUUUCGCGCCGAAACAGCUAGAGCCAACACGAACACGAUGGAUUGAGAUGCUGGAAUUUUGCUCCCUUCUGAAGAUUUGGUGGCUCUGUGAACCGGAUGCGGUCGGUUAAUAUUUACCGAAAGGUUUAAGUAGACCAUUUGUUCAUUGGGACUGGGAGUCUUCACAAUCACAGCUAAUGAAAUUUCUUGAAUAUAAUGAACUUCUCCAUUGCUGAUGUCAUGUAGUAGGACAAGGCGCGCAGGAUGAUCAUGUUUGAUAUCGCGAUCACACCAACCAUUUGACAGGAUGAAAAAUGAGGUAGCAUGACAUGACGUGGCAUGACAUGACAUGACAUGACAUGACAUGACAUGACAUGACAUGACGUGGCAUGACAUGACAUGACAUGGCAUAGCUGUAUCUACUCCACCGCCCGUUCCUCGUUAUCUCAACAUCAUAGUAUUCAGGUUGAGGCGAGACUACUAUUUGAGGCGAGACGAUCAACACAACAUCCGAUGUUGCUGAAUGGAAAUACUCAAAACUCAUUCUUUUCAAUUCGCAGUAGUUCGUUGGUUCUUCUUUAU